AUGCGGGGCUUGGCCUGCCUCCUUGCAAUACUCGUGGGGACCCAGGCUGUUGAGCGACUCCGCCUGGCUGAUGGUCCCCACGGCUGUGCCGGCCGCCUGGAGGUCUGGUACAGCGGGCGCUGGGGCACCGUGUGUGACGACGGAUGGGACCUCCGGGACGCUGCAGUGGCCUGCCGUGUGUUGGGCUGCGGAGGGGCGCUGGCCGCCCCCGGGGGUGCCUUCUUCGGGGAGGGCACUGGGCCCGUGUGGCUCAGUGAGCUGGCCUGCCGGGGCAGUGAGGGACAGCUGGGCACCUGUCCCCACCGGGGCUGGAAGGCCCAUAUCUGCUCUCAUGAGGAGGACGCAGGCGUCGUCUGUGUAGGUCAGCGUGCAGCUAACUCUAGAGAAGAUUCAACAUCCCUACUGGAUGGGGAUCCGUGGCUGCCACUGUCCGGGGAGCUGAGCCCUAGCUCAGAGGAGCCCCCUGUGACUCAGGCUCCCCAACCAGCAGCAAGCUCCCAGAAUGGCCCUCGCAAGAAGAAUCCCAGGCCACCCAAGCAGGCCAAGUCCACCCGGGCCCCUGUACUGACAAAUGGAGCUCCCCGCCAAGAGCGGCUGCGCCUGGUCUCAGGUCCCCACGGAUGUGCCGGCCGCCUGGAAGUCUGGCACGGUGGACGCUGGGGCACCGUGUGUGAUGAUGGAUGGGACCUCCGAGAUGCAGCUGUGGCUUGUCGGGAGCUGGGAUGUGGGGGGGCGCUGGCCGCCCCUGGGGGUGCCAGGUUCGGACCUGGCUCAGGACCCGUGUGGAUGGAUGACGUAGGGUGUGGAGGAGGAGAGCAGACUCUCCGGGACUGCCCCAGAAGCCCCUGGGGCCGGAGCAACUGUGACCAUACUGAGGAUGCGGGGCUGGUCUGCACUGGUCCUGCACCCAGGCUGCGCCUCUCUGAUGGUCCCCACGGCUGCGCUGGCCGCCUGGAGGUUUGGCACGGUGGUCGCUGGGGGUCGGUGUGUGACGACGCUUGGGAUCUUCGCGAUGCUGCUGUGGCCUGCAGGGAGCUGGGCUGUGGGGGCGCGCUGGCCGCCCCAGGGGGGGCCUUCUUCGGGGAGGGGGCUGGACCCAUCGUCGUGGAUGAUCUCAGAUGUCGGGGGAAUGAGACAGCCUUGCGAUUCUGCCCUGCGAGGCCCUGGGGCCAACAUGACUGUCACCAUCGGGAGGAUGCUGGGGCCGUGUGUGAUGGCAUGCCUCUCGGUGCUGUGCAGCCCACAGCCCCUGCAGUGGACAGCAACACCUCAGCACCCAGGCUUCUGUCUACCUCCGUGGGCCAGACCCCAGGCCCGGCAGGCAGCUGGACUCCGCCUGCUUCUCCCACUGCACCCCCGGAGCCUGGGCCCGAAGCUGGGUCCCCCCAGUUGCGCCUGGUGGCUGGACCCAGCAGGUGCUCUGGCCGGCUGGAGGUAUGGCAUGACGGACGCUGGGGGACGGUUUGUGACGACAGCUGGGACAUGAGAGACUCCGCUGUGGUCUGCCGGGAGCUGGGCUGCGGGGGGCCUCGGCAACCAGACCCCGCAGCAGGCCGCUUCGGCUGGGGCGCCGGCCCCAUCUGGCUGGAUGACGUAGGCUGUGUGGGGACCGAGGCUUCGCUCUCAGAAUGCCCAGCUGCUGCCUGGGGGAAGCACAACUGCGCCCACAAUGAGGAUGUCGGGGUUACCUGCACUGGGACCCCUGGCCUGGAUACCAUCUCAGACCCCUUCAGUUGGAGCUGGCUCCCUGGGCUGGGUAGAGAUCAGGAUGCCUGGCUUCCAGGAGAGCUGGCCACCAAGGCCUCUGCCAGCCUCACCUCCAGUGUGCUAGAGAAAACCACAAAGGCUCCAGGGAAAGCGCCCAAGAGUACCAAGAAGUGGGUGCCUAAAAAUGCAAAAAGACCAACCACCCAACCCCCUGGGAUACCCACUGCUAAACGCUCCAGGGUCCCAGGCACCCCGAGCACCCUAAAUCUAACCCCACGUACCUCUGAGUUACCCAAAAGACUGACCACUGAGGCUCCCCACAGACAGACGUCACAUACCACUGUAAAGGCGACUCCCAGGGUCCCCUGGGUGUGGACCUCAGAGACUGUAGCAUCACUGUCUACUCAAGGCCCCCAAGAAGUGACCUCUGAGGCCACCAUCACACAAAUCCCUCAGGCCUCCUUGGAGCCAUCUGGUGAGAGCCCAGAAGGUUCUCUGGAGUCAUCCCGAGAUCCAGCCCCCUCCCCGUCUGCUGGAGUCUCCGUGCCACCGGGUCCCUUCCGGGUUCGUCUGGCCGAUGGGCCCAACAGGUGUGCUGGCCGGCUGGAGGUGUGGCAUGCUGGACAGUGGGGAACAGUCUGUGAUGACAGCUGGGACCUUCGGGACGCCACAGUCGCCUGCUGGGAACUGGGCUGUGGAAAGGUCCGGCCCCGAGUAGGCAAAACCCACUACGGCCCUGGGACCGGGCCCAUCUGGUUGGAUGACAUGGGCUGUAAGGGGAGUGAGACCUCACUGAGCGACUGCCCCUCGGGCACAUGGGGGAAGCACAAUUGUGACCACGAGGAAGACGUGGUACUCACCUGCACCGGCUACACAGAUGACGAUGAUUACCCCUCCUGGACCUGGGACCCCACUUCAGGAGAGGACCUGACCAAAGGGACCACUGUGGCAGCAUGGCCUGGACAGACUCUCUCCUGGGCUACCACUAGGAACCCUGAAGUCCCCUUUUCAGCAACACAGAGGCUUACGGACACAGAUGACCAGGGUCGUUAUGAGCUCUCCUGGACACGGGAUACGCCUGCACGAAGGGGCCUGUCGCACCUCCACAAAGGGACCCCCACCACAAGCCAACCCAGACCCACUGUCACCAGCGGCACCGGCAAGAGUCCAGGCCACCCCUUUCCGGCUCCGAGAGCCCGUGCAGACACAGGUUCCCCAAGGAAGCCAAAACCCGAGCGCCGGCUGCUGCGGCCCACCCCGGCCAGGACAGCACCCCCCACCUCAUCCCCAGCUUCUGGCUCACGGCUGACCUCUGGCUCCUGGCCACAGCUCAUCCCUGACUCUGCCUCCAAGCCGGAGAGGCCCACAGACCCUCCCGAAACAUCUCCACCCACCCCAGGAAUGCCCUCUCUGACCGUCUCCGACUCCACCUCCUCCAGUUCUGAGGCCAGUUUGCCUCCAACUCCGAUCCCAGAGCACUCCCGCAGCCCCGCACCCGCCUCCCCUAAAGGGCUAACCUCUGACUCCUCUGCGCUCUCCGAAGUGACCAGCCUUCCCCCUACCUCAGAGCUGUCUCCAGAAUCCGACACAACCCCAGACUUGGGCACAACACCCAAAAUAGACCCAGAGAGUUCUGACUCCUCAGACCUCCCCAUGAGCCCCAGGACCCCCACAUUCACAGCCCCUCACCCCACCACCACCUCUAACCCCACCACCGCCCCUGAACCCACCACCGUCCCUCACCCCACCACCGCCCCUGAACCCACCACCGUCCCUCACCCCACCACCGCCCCUGAACCCACCACCGUCCCUCACCCCACCACCAUCCCUCACCCCACCACAACUUCUCACCCUACCAUGACCCCUCAACAUACCACAAACCCUCAGCUUCCCAGGACGCCUCACCCCACCGCCACGCCCCAACCUCCCACCAACCCCCAUAUUUCCUCAGCCCCUGCCACCCCUACAAACUCCCUUCCAUCCUCCCUGGAGACAGAACUUCCCUCUCUCCCUCCAGAACCCAAGGUCAAGCCUAGCCUCCACCCAGAGCUGACCUUGGUGGGAGCCCCUCCCACGGUCACAUCCCCGAUGCAGAACCCGGAGCCUUCUCCAGCCUCCGAGUCUGACCCCUCCGGGCCCUCUCCAGCCCCAAGCGUGGACCCACUAUCCACGGAGGUCUCCAAACCACCCAGAAGCCAGAGCCCCAGACUAACCUCUCCACCUAUCCAGACCCCACACUCAACUUCAGACCCCACUGUGACCCCCGACCUUCACCUCUCCUCUAUGGCCCACCCGUUGGACCAACCUCCCCCUGACCACCUCACUCAAGGGCCAAGCCCUAAUCCCAACCCAGGUCCCCUUGGGCCAUGUGUGUCCCCAGAACCACCCGUGAGGGUCAUGGCCUGCGAGCCACCUGCCUUGGUGGAGCUGGUGGCCGCGGUGAGGGAGGUGGGUGACCAGCUGCAGAGGCUGACUCAGGUCCUGGAACAAGACCGGCGGGACCGUCGAGUCCUGGGGCUGGGCCUAGUCCAGUUGGUGGAGGCUGCUCAGGGCCUGGGGCAGCUGAGUGAGACUGUGAAGAGACUGGCAGAGGUGGCCUGGCCCCCCAGCACGCCUGUGCCCACCACCCCCACCACCACGGAGGAGGAGAGGCCUCUGAGGGGAGACGUGUGACCCACUCUGAAACUCGGGGUGCUUAAGAUCCUCUCAAACAAACACGAGAAAACCAAAGUAUUCUACCAA
Peromyscus eremicus (cactus mouse) is the source of this 4449-nucleotide messenger RNA. RefSeq names its product scavenger receptor cysteine rich family member with 5 domains (gene Ssc5d). The transcript has 14 exons. Bases 1 to 4380 code for a protein of 1459 amino acids. The record is from RefSeq and is a predicted model, not a curated record. Lineage: Eukaryota; Metazoa; Chordata; Mammalia; Rodentia; Cricetidae. Gene Ontology annotation, cellular component: membrane.